AUGUUGAGAAAAUUUAUAAUGGUUAAUUGGUAACAGCAGAUCGGAUAUGAAAUGACUUAGUAGAGAGUUCUCAGAUCCACAAUUUCACAAUUAGUAUAUUAAAGUGUCUAUCCAGGAUUGAAAAUCUCAAAGCUAAAAAUAAAAGAUAUUCUUUUUUUACUAAACCACUCAGUUUCGUCUAAGAUGCAUUUCCUAUCUGAAGAUAAAGCUUGCAUAUUUAGUUCACUUUUUAUUGAUACUCGUAAAUCAAUUGCUUUUCAUCAAUUAACAAAUUAUGUUUGUAUGUAGAAAUAGUUAAUAUUUAAUUUCAAUGAAAAUUGUUUUUCAAUAUCCCUUUGAUCUUUUUGAAAUUAGAGGAGGAUCAGGUGGUUUAGCUAGCAGCAAAGCAGGUGUAUAACUAAGGGAAAAAGUAGGUUUGGCAGACUUUGUUGUUCCUUCUCCUCAAAGUCAAUCAUGAGGUGUAGGAGGAACUUGUGUAAAUAUAAUUAUAAUUUAAAUCAACUAUAAAUGUUGGGUGCAUUCCUAAAAAAUUAUUUCACGUUGCUGCUUAAUUGGGUGACUAUAGAAAAGAUUAGGGUAAAGGUGGAUGGAGUGGUAUUAAUGAAAAUGAUUCUCAUAAUUGGAACUAAUUGGUUUAAGUAGUGAAUAAUAUGAUUCUAAGACUUAAAAAAAUGCUUGAAAAUAAUUUCAAGAUUGCAGGAUAAUGA
This is a messenger RNA of Paramecium pentaurelia, 707 nucleotides long. The record is from the annotation of a GenBank genome assembly. NCBI's taxonomy places the organism in Eukaryota, Ciliophora, Oligohymenophorea, Peniculida, Parameciidae.